This is a messenger RNA of Corylus avellana, 459 nucleotides long. The record is from RefSeq and is a predicted model, not a curated record. Lineage: Eukaryota; Viridiplantae; Streptophyta; Magnoliopsida; Fagales; Betulaceae.
AUGUCCCCAAACGGCGAUGCAUCUAGUGGACGUCCAUUAUGCCACUGUGGUGUUCCUGCCUAUUUAUGGAACUCUUGGACAAGUGCCAAUUUCGGUAGAAAGUGGUACGGAUGUGUAAAUUAUAAGAAACCUGGUGAUUGUGGGCUUUUUGAGUGGGCUGAUCACGAAAUGUGCAUUUAUGAAAAAAGUUUGAUGGAGCGGCUGAAGGACAAAGAAGAGGGAAUGAGGGUUGAAAUUGCUAGACUCGAAAAAUUGAUGGAAACAGAAUCGACAAAAUACAAGGCGAAUAUGGAGAGUCAAUUUUCCCAAUUUCAACUGCAGUUAGAUUUGUAUCAAACUAAGGAGAAGGCGUACCAAUCUAGAGAGAAAUUGUACCAGGCUGCUUUAGUUUUUAUUAUUUUGCUUUUGCUAUUUUAUGUUUGUGGUUACAACAAUAAUAGUAGUUGUGAGAUGUGUUAA